UAUAUAUCUUUGAAUUUACCGGUUCUUUUCGCGGAAUGUAUAACCUCAAUAGUGAUCGUAUGCCAUGCCGUUGAAAUCUCUUGGAGCAUAUAUGAUGCUCUUUAUUUUCGACAAUAUUUUAUUUCGAACAAUGAAAAAUGAAGUGUACACUUUAUAAGCUUAUAUUAAUACCAAAUAUUCUUCGAUGACAAACUAAUCGUCAAAAGUCAAUUGAAAAUCGAAACCUUGUACUGUGCCAUGCGGAGGUGAAGUAACGAACGAUGAUAAUUGUAAGAAGAUGCCGCUGGUUCACCGGAGUUUUCAGUUUAUUGCCACGUAACACGUAUUCCAGUCUCAGGCUAUUAAAUGGCUGUACGGUUGUGAAUUUCAGGCCAUGUACAAAGGCCCACACCUUCUCCACAGUACAAUACAAUAAGUACAAUAAGCAUGAAGCGAGUCCCAGUGUACAGAGAACCACCUACUCCUUGUUGAAAGUCGAAGAUGUAUCGACGCCAGUCAAGUUAGCAAGUUUACAGCAGAAGAGAUGUUUGAGCAUCGCCGCAAAGCUAGUCAGUAACGCCUCGCCAAAAGUGCAGCCGUAUAUGAAGCUUAUGAGGAUAGACAAACCGAUAGGAAGCUGGCUGUUAUUUUGGCCUUGUGGCUGGAGUAUCGCCUUGGCGGCUCCCGCCAAUGCCUUACCAGAUCUCUACAUGUUAGCGCUUUUUGGUACGGGUGCAUUCGUGAUGCGCGGUGCGGGGUGCACCAUAAACGAUAUGUGGGAUCAGGACAUUGACAAGAAGGUAGCCAGAACGAUGGACCGACCUUUGGUAACGGGUCAGAUAACGCCGAAGCAGUCAUUAGUGUUUCUAGCCGGACAAUUGAGCCUUGGAUUGCUCGUGUUGUUGCAACUAAAUUGGUAUAGCGUAUUUCUCGGUGCAAGUUCGCUAGGUUUAGUAAUAAUUUAUCCUCUCAUGAAAAGAGUAACGUACUGGCCACAAUUGAUUUUGGGAAUGACCUUUAAUUGGGGCGCCUUGUUAGGAUGGUCGGCUAUACACGGGUCAUGCGACUGGUCGAUCUGCUUGCCACUCUAUGCAGCCGGUAUUUGUUGGACCAUUCUGUACGAUACGAUAUACGCUCAUCAAGACAGGGUGGAUGACAUUCUGCUGGGCAUGAAGUCGACCGCCAUAAAAUUCGGAGAAGACACGAAAUUCUAUUUGUCCGGUUUUGGAAUAGUAAUGAUCGCGAGUUUAAUCACCUCUGGUAUAUUGACUACUCAAACUUGGCCUUACUACACCGCCGUUGGAUUAAUUGCAACACAUAUUAGCAACCAGAUAUAUACUUUAAACAUUAACAAUCCUAAGGAUUGUGCUAAAAAAUUCGUAUCCAAUCACAGAGUGGGCAUGAUACUGUUCAUUGGGAUCGUGUUAGGAAACUUGAUGAAAAAGUCAGUCGUGGAAAAGGAGAGCGAAGACAAAGAAAUAAAGCGCCAAAGUGUUGUACUAGAUGAAAUAAAAAAUAGGCACGAUUUAUAAUUUAGCGAGAAUUUUAAUCUAGUGUCCUCUUCACAUUAGUCAAAUUUUAUGAAACAAAUUAUAUAUUAUAUAAAUGUAUAUAAAUAAAUUUUAAUUUUCAAA
This is a messenger RNA of Wasmannia auropunctata (little fire ant), 1613 nucleotides long. It is a transcript of the gene Coq2, whose product is annotated as 4-hydroxybenzoate polyprenyltransferase, mitochondrial. The transcript has 7 exons. NCBI's taxonomy places the organism in Eukaryota, Metazoa, Arthropoda, Insecta, Hymenoptera, Formicidae. Gene Ontology annotation, cellular component: mitochondrial inner membrane. Gene Ontology annotation, biological process: ubiquinone biosynthetic process. The coding region runs from base 261 to 1511 and encodes 416 amino acids. The record is from RefSeq and is a predicted model, not a curated record.